Caenorhabditis elegans is the source of this 1499-nucleotide messenger RNA. RefSeq names its product Protein kinase domain-containing protein (gene C09D4.3). Lineage: Eukaryota; Metazoa; Nematoda; Chromadorea; Rhabditida; Rhabditidae. The coding region runs from base 57 to 1277 and encodes 406 amino acids. The record is from RefSeq and is marked reviewed. The transcript is spliced from 7 exons. Gene Ontology annotation, molecular function: nucleotide binding; ATP binding.
AAUACUGAAUUUAUCACACUCAGUUUUCGAAGGAUUAAAGUUCUACUGUGAUCAUCAUGGCGACUGCGUUGGAUCAAACCGACAUGGUUCAAAUUCCCAACACUCCAACAUUGGUUGCCGAGGAAAAUUUGAACCACAAACGCUCUAAAGCAAAUCUCGUGGUGGCUCAAGAGUCUGUCGCAAUGGAGCACAUCGCUGCUCAUCAGCUUCCAGCUCCCGAGCCACGUCAUCGUGGACCGGCGAUUAAGGAUAAGCCGGAGAGAAAGGAUCGUCUUCCGACGGUUGGAGAAUAUUUUGAAAAUGAUAAAGGAGAUCGUUUCAUUUUGCGUCAGAAGCUGGGCGAUGGUGCAAUGGGACAUGUUUUUCUGAGCAUUUUUGGUGGCAGAAGUGUUGCAAUCAAAGCCGAAAAGUAUUCAACAGGGAUGCUUCCAAUGGAAAUUAAGGUUUUGUUGAGUAUCAGACGCCACAAUGGAGUUCAUUUCUGUGAUAUCAUUGAUUAUGGAACCAUCCGUCGUGAAUACAACUACAUGAUAAUCAGUAUUCUUGGAAAAGAUCUCUACCGUCUUCGUGCCGAACAACCGACUCGUUCAUUCACUCUCAAUACGACUACAAAGAUUGCUCUUGAAACUAUUGAAGCUAUUGAAGAGCUUCACAAUAUUGGAUACCUGAGCCGUGAUGUCAAGCCAAGCAACUUUGCUCCAGGACAACGCGACAAUGGACAGCAUAAGACAAUUUUCAUGUUUGACUUUGGACUUGCGAAGAAGUUUAUUGAUCGUGAUAACAAGAAGCUGAAGUCUCGUGGAGAGGUUGGAUGGAGAGGUACUGUAAGAUAUGGAAGUCUCCAAGCACACAAACGUAUGGAUCUUGGAAGACGUGAUGAUGUUGAAUGCUGGUUCUACAUGCUCAUUGAGAUGUUGGUUGGAGAGUUGCCAUGGCGUCAUAUGUCUGAUCGUACACUUGUUGGACAAUCGAAGCUCUCAAUUCGAAAUGAAUCUCGUCGUUUGUUCUUCAAUCGAACUCCAAGACAGUUUGAGACGAUCAUGGAUAUGAUCGAUGGAUACUCAUUCGAAAUCAGACCAGAGUACAGACAUUUGAAGGCAUUGAUUAAUGAGAUUCGUAUGGAAAAUAUGAUUCCUGAUCGUUGCAAGUGGGACUGGCAAGUGGAAGAAUCUCAACAUUCGGAGCUCACCGAAACAGCUUCUGUCAUGUCUGAUAUGGCAAUUAUGGCUGAACAAGGAGCUACUAACUACACUGAUCGUGCCUGUGAGAACCAAUAGGCAUAUACUCGUCUCACAACUGUUCUUCAUCACUACUCUUCUCAUCAAAUCUCGAAUCGAAUCGAGCACUUUCCAGUUCAAUUUCCUCUUUCUCUCACUCUUUUCCAAUCCAAAGUAAAGAACCGAUUGCCUCUUUUUGUAUUCAUUAUCAUCAUCGUCGUCGUUUGGUUUCAACUAUACUACUAGAUUUUUGUGCUGUGUAAAUAAAUGUAUUUUUUUAAA